Molecule: messenger RNA, 2619 nt
Organism: Kalmanozyma brasiliensis GHG001
Lineage: Eukaryota; Fungi; Basidiomycota; Ustilaginomycetes; Ustilaginales
Product: Neutral/alkaline nonlysosomal ceramidase
Exons: 1
Coding region: 1-2619 (872 amino acids)
Biological process (GO): long-chain fatty acid biosynthetic process; ceramide catabolic process; sphingosine biosynthetic process
Cellular component (GO): extracellular region
Molecular function (GO): N-acylsphingosine amidohydrolase activity
Source: RefSeq, a predicted model, not a curated record
AUGACGGGCGCCGGCUACCAGCUGCUUCCCAACAGGGACAGCGAGGAGACAUGCGUGUCCAUGGACGGGCACGAGAAGGGCAGCCCAGAAAAGCACGCUCUCCCACUCUCCAUCAGCAGCGAAGACGAAGAAGGCGACACCAUGAAGCGCAGAAGCCCCUGCCUCCUCUUCAAAGUCGCCCUCUGCCUCGUUCUCAUCGUGUCUAGCGCCUUUGCUGCGUGCUGCGCGUAUCGCAAGGGCAGCAGCAGUGCGAUAUGGACCAAUCGACCCAUCACACUCAAUCGUCGUCCCACCACGACCCUUGGCGUACACUCGGAUGUCGUCUUUGGACUCGGCAUCGGCGAUGUCACCGGUCCCAUUGUCGAGGUCAACAUGAUGGGCUAUGCAGCACUGCCUCAAACCAACACCGGGCUUCACAUCCGCUUGCGAUCCCGUGCGUUCAUCGUCGGAUCGAAAGAGGAAGACACGUCUACAACAAGCAAGCUCCUCACCAGAUCUAAGAGCUUCAUCCCUACGGCUGACGGAUCUGCCACUCGAUGGCUGUUCAUCAACUCGGACAUCUGCAUGGGUGACACAGCUCUUCGCAGGGCGGUGGUCGACCAGCUUCGACAGAAGUACCCCGGCAUCUAUGGCGAGCGCAACGUCGCUUUCGUGGGCACGCACUCGCAUGCUGGGCCCGGAGGCUUCAUGCAGUCGCUUCUUCCUACGCUCACAUCCAAAGGCGUCAUCCUCCAGAAUUUCGAUGCCAUCGUAGAAGGCACUGUUCGAGCUGCGGAGCGCGCGCACGGCGAUUUUGAUAACAGGCAAGCGAAGCUGAACGAGGAAGAGACUCGCAGCACGCGCCUUAGCUACGGAGAGACUCGACUGGAAGACGCACACGUUCAACGUAGCCGAUAUGCGUACGAGCAGAACCCACAGGAGGAGAGGGAUUUGUACAACGACGAGGAUCAGGAUCACGACUUUGGCCUGCUCAAGUUUGAAGACGUCGCCGGGUCCGAGGUCACAGCCGCAGGAUUCCUGUCGUGGUAUGCUGUCCACGGCACCUCGCUGUACGAGAACAACACGCUCACCUCGGGAGACAACAAGGGUCUGGCCGCGCUGUUGUACGAGACAGCCGAGCAGCCGGACAAGCUUCCUGGCCAGAACAACUUCGUGGCGGGCUUCUCGCAGGCGCUGGUCGGUGACACGUCGCCAAACACCAAGGGCGCCUGGUGCGACGAUGGCUCGGUGUGCGAGUACAAGCAUUCGACGUGCGAUAACGGCAAAGGUCAGGACCGCGUGCAGACGUGCCACGGUCGCGGCCCUGCUUGGGGUCUGGACGAGUACCUCGGAGUCAGCCCCACUGGCGGCUACGACUGGGCGUCGAACGAGAUCAUUGCCCGCAAGCAGGUUGAUGCUGCGCGUGCCAUCAUGGAACGCGACCUUUCCGAUUCUGCCGGGGCAAAGGACGACUAUGAAAGCAUGACCUUGCUCACUGGACCCGUCAAGAGCGUCAAGAUGAACAUCGACAUGAGCCAGUAUACCGUCUAUCGUCCCGAUGGCACUCGUGUCAAGACAUGCCCUGCUGCACUCGGCUAUGGCUUUGCGGGCGGCACCACCGACGGUCCGGGCGCCUUCGACUUCGUUCAGGGCAGCAACAACACGGACCACCACAAUCCCUUCUGGGACCUCGUCAAGGGGUUCAUCAAGAACCCGGGACCGGAGCAGAUCGAGUGCCAGGCGCCCAAGGCGAUCUUGCUGGACAUUGGCGAGAUCCACAAGCCGUACGACUGGGGCCCGUCGAUCGUUGAGGUGCAGAUGCUGCGUGUUGGCCAGCUCUUCAUUCUCAUUGUGCCUGGAGAGUUCACGACGAUGGCUGGGCGAAGGCUGAAGAAGGUGGUGAGGGAGGCGAUUCAGAAGGCCGGGUUGGUGGAUGAAGGCGUGGAGCCGAUCGUGCAAGUCAGUGGGCCUGCGUCUACGUACGGCCACUACGUGACGACCGAGGAGGAAUACAGCGUUCAACGUUACGAAGGCUCGAGUACGCUCUUUGGCCCGCACACGCUCGAAGCGUACAUGGACGUCUUCUCGCGUCGACUCGUGCCCGCUUUGCGCGAUGGCGCACGCGACCUACCCGUUGGACCGCAGAAGGAGUUCGACAUCACCAAGGCGUGGAAGCUCAAGACCGGUGUGGUUUAUGAUAAUCCUCCCAUCGGCCACUCGUUCGGCGACGUCCUCGAACAGCCACUCCUCUCGUAUCCUAUCCCCAACAGCGCAAACUCGACCCUGACACCGUUCAACAAACCUCUCACGGUUUCAUCGAGCAGCAACAUCACCGUAUCGUUCGUAGCCGCCAACCCGCGAAACAACCUGCGUCUCGAAGGCACGUAUUUCGAGAUCCAGCGGUACACGGAUGACGGUCGCUGGUAUGUCGAGCGUACCGACGGACAUCACUCGACAACGAUGCGCUGGACCCGCACCAACGAGCUGCACGGGUCCAGCGUAAUUGAUGUCGGAUGGGACGUUGAGCCGUGGACAAAGGCCGGCUUGUAUCGGGUGGUGUAUUAUGGCGAUCGAAAGACGCCAGUGACGGGCAAGAUUCAGAGCUUCGAGGCGACGAGUAACGAGUUUUACGUUGUGUAG